AUGUGCUUCUGGAGACUCUUGUGGCCCUGGGGUUCUUUUUUGACUCUUCGUGGGGACCCCACGGGCCUCACCGAGUUGUGUGGGAGCUCCGUAUGGAGCAGACUUCUUCCCAGGUUCACCGGUCCUGGCCCACUUUACGUAUCCACGACCACGGUCAAAUUGAAGAAAUUACGCGAGACAAAGCUUUCAUCUCUUGCUGAUGCCUAA
Messenger RNA from Penicillium lagena, 207 nucleotides. RefSeq lists its product as uncharacterized. Lineage: Eukaryota; Fungi; Ascomycota; Eurotiomycetes; Eurotiales; Aspergillaceae. The coding region runs from base 1 to 207 and encodes 68 amino acids. The record is from RefSeq and is a predicted model, not a curated record. The transcript has a single exon.